Messenger RNA from Salvelinus fontinalis (brook trout), 2799 nucleotides. RefSeq names its product transcription factor LBX2-like. Gene Ontology annotation, biological process: regulation of DNA-templated transcription. NCBI's taxonomy places the organism in Eukaryota, Metazoa, Chordata, Actinopteri, Salmoniformes, Salmonidae. Gene Ontology annotation, molecular function: DNA binding; DNA-binding transcription factor activity, RNA polymerase II-specific. The transcript has 2 exons. The record is from RefSeq and is a predicted model, not a curated record. Bases 497 to 1264 code for a protein of 255 amino acids.
AAACAUCCCCAACACUGAGGCGACACUCCUCCUAUUCCCGCGUCCAAUUAGUUAUUUUGGUCUGGCCCUUUAAGACGCAGCAGCGGGUCAGCAAGUAGUGUAGUGUUUCUCUAAUUGAACUUCGCCCAAUCAACAAUAACUCGUUAGCAGUUGCUUGCUUUUUCUUGUUCCUUGAGACAGCUUAUUCCUCGCAGGAAUCGCCCCCCAGCCACUACCCGUUAUACUUUCUAAAGAUCUUCAUGGAACUUCGCAGAGGUACUGUCUCUCUCUGGAAGGGAAUACAAUUCGGUUGCCUGUGAAACUGCAGCCUACGCCCGAAGCAUGGUUAUUUUGGAGAAAACAUUUCAGACAAGUGAAGUUGCAAGAUUCGACUGAAAGUGAUAAAAAAAGUGGGUUCUGAAGAAGACGCGAAUCGAAGGAAACACUCGUGGACGUUUAAACUAGCAUUUGAAUGAAAUAAUCAGCCUUUGUCAGCAGUAAUUCCUUUGGACUGCCGAUGACCUCCAGUAAAGACAUGAAGGCAGGCUCCGUGUUGCAGUCCAGCAGCGAGGAGAGGAGACGGGGUCCUUUGGACCAGCUUCCACCCCCGGCCAACUCCAACAAGCCACUGACGCCGUUCAGUAUUGAGGAUAUUCUAAACAAACCCUCGGUGAAGAAAUCAGUUGCUAAUCUCUGUCCACCGAGAGCUAUUGAAAAAGUAUCCGGCUCAAACGCAGCAAGGAACGGUAUUACCACUCCUUCUUCGCCGUUAUGCGCUCUGGAGGAACUAGCCAGCAAAACAUUUAAAGGUCUGGAAGUCAGCGUUAUACAAGCAGCUGAAGGUCGUGAGCAUGUGAACGCCUUUGGACAGAGGCAGACCUCAAAAAAGAGGAGAAAGUCCCGGACAGCUUUCACCAACCAUCAGAUAUAUGAACUCGAGAAGCGCUUUUUGUACCAGAAAUACCUGUCUCCGGCCGAUCGAGACCAGAUAGCUCAGCAACUGGGGCUAACCAACGCUCAGGUCAUCACCUGGUUUCAGAACAGACGGGCCAAGCUCAAGAGAGACUUGGAAGAGAUGAAAGCGGACGUGGAGUCGCUCAAGAAAAUACCACCACAAACCCUGCAAAAGCUAGUCACCAUGGAAGAAGACAUUGACGACCCGCAAGGAAGCAUCUCCCCGUCGUCACAAGGACACCGAGCAUUUCCACAGUCCCCCUCUUCAUCCAGAGAUCAAACCACGGACGAAUUCUCAGAGGAGGACGAAGAGAUUGAGGUGGACGAUUGACAGUAGGCCCAUGUUUUAAGAAUGGGCAUUUUUAACUUUUGCACGGAUAUUGACGACGGGAGAAGUGAAACUAAAAAAGUAAAGUUUACUUUCUCCUCUUCUCCAUUUUAAUUUAUUAAUAGGACUGUAAAGCCUUCUCUGUUUCAAUUUCACCAAAUUAUUUGAGGAAUAGCCUACAUCUUUAUUUUAAUUGGAUAUGAAAAAUACUUAGUGUUUUGGUACAGGAUCAUGACUGCAAAAUGUGUAUGUACAUUUAACGCUGGGGGUGGGGGGGGGGGGCAAUUAUUUAACUUUUCAUCCACAUUCAGCUGCUAAAGGACAUCAACCAAAAACUCGAAUGUGCCCAAGGUUAGGCCCACGUCUUCUACAAAAUGCCCAUAACUGGAGAAAAAAAUAAAUGGACUAGAUUAAAAUUGGGGUCUAGGAUAUGUAUCGAUCUUGAUGUAGGCUAUAUUUCAUUAAAAAAAGACAAAUGCCAAUAGCAGUCAUGUAAAAAGCCAUUAUCAUUAUCCAGUUGCAAACAUAUCGCCAAAUUUUUUACAUGCAUAAGUUAGGCUGUAUAUAAAUUCAAUAACUAAACAUCAUAUGCCUAAUUUUAUUGUACCAUUCUAUUUAACCAGCAUUAUGUAAAUAAAGGGUAUGGUAUUUCAUGUUAUCUGUGUCUCGAUGUGGAUCGGUUUAACCUACAAUUUGUGAGAUAAUACAAUAAGGCAACAGUAUCAUGAACAUUUAUCUAGAACGCAAUAUUGUUUUACUUCUGGUAACAUCAAAGUAUUGGUUAGGCCUAGUACACCGGAUUUGGACCUCGGAAUAUCCUUCUGUUGACAGAAGGCCUACUCUACUGGUCGUUGGGCGUAAAGUGGCUCAAUUAGCGGCAGUUAAACAAGUUCUUCAUUUUUACUCCCUUAGCAGUUGUCACAAGAUGGUAAGGACCCGGGGCUGCGUAAAAAAAAGGUUGCGAGCACUCCACUGCCAUAUGGUUUCUGAAUCGUCAAACACAAACUAGUCAACAUGAUUGAUUAGGUUAACCCGUCUCACCGUACAUAAAGUUUUCACUGAGCCGGCAGCAAUAAUGGGACGCAUCUGCGCCUCUGAAUAGCAAUUUAGAAAAACGUCCAUGAAUAGCAAUUGAUUAGCAUGGGGGUCCUAAUGAAUACAUCUCAAUAGGAGGCAGUGGAAAUAGGAGGGUUGUUGUCUUUCUCCCCUGCAUCCUUGUUUGGUCCAACUGCAGUCUGCGUGAAUAACUUUCGGUCCAUAUGUAACACUUGUAACCAGAUGAAGGGGGCUUCUUCAGACAGCGAGAAGACGGAACGCCAGUGCGGACAAUUGGUGUAAUCGCUUGGAAUCAUUGGGGUUGAAAAGUCAACUCGAUUUUUAUAGGUGCAUUGUGGAGCGGCUCUGCCAGAACUGGACAGAUAGGCCAAUAGUUUUUUUUUCUCGGCUUGGGUAAAGAAGUGUGACCCACAACGCGAUGUAAGGCAUCUGAUCCACUGCUUGCCUCAAAUGUUUUCUCUUAUUUUGAAGGGAAAAGUGUU